AUGGCGAACAUCUUAGGAAGUAGGUCGUCCCACAACUUGCCUUACAACACGUACUUCGGGGGCGCGUGUCUGAUGACGGAGGGCCACAUCAGGAAGGUGAACGGCUGGAGCAACAUAUACUGGGGCUGGGGAGCUGAGGACGACGACAUGUGGCGACGCAUCGCCUUCGCUGACAUGGCCGUCUGGAGGUACCCGCCGCACUACGCUCGCUACAAGAUGAUCAAACACAAGUCUCAAGUCGUUAAUCAAAACAGGUACAAGAUGCUGGAACGCAAUACUGGAAGGUUUAUAAUAGAUGGCCUCAACAGCCUCAACUACACAGUGAAAGCGACCACGAGGUACCCUCUCUACACCCACAUCCUGGCAGACAUCGGCUCCAGCAAUGAGAACAGGGACAGUAACCCAGCUGUCGGCAGCAGCAAAUCACGUCGUUCUUGACGUAGAGAAACGGACUGAGAACUGGAGAAUGAAGGUGAACAGUUAUCAAGAGAUUACGACUCAUUUUCUUCAGACUCCAACUUUAUCAUAUUCAUUCUAAGACAGUGAACUGUUGUGUCUGGUAAUGUGUUUAUUAAUAAGAACACUGCUUAAAGUGUUAUAGAACAUAAUAAUAAAACAAUUCUUAUGAUAGCAUAUUUGCCAUCUGAUAGCUGGUCAUGUUUUGAUUUCUGUUUCAACAUGUAUUUAUUGCCUUGUUUUAUUGUACAAAAAAAUUAAGCCCUUUAAGUUUAAGUUUUAUUUUGGGCACAGAUAUGUCUUGAAAUCACUUCAAGAUGCCUGGGGCCGCAUGAACAUCAAUGGUGCGUCAAGAUUGAAUGGUAUCCAAGCUAACAUGCAUCCGAAAACUCUUGACCCCGGAAUCAGGGGUCAAGAGAUUGACCGGACUUACCGGAUUGGAACCUGGUAAGCCAGGGCCUCCAUGCCCCUUGGCAUGUCCAGUUCUAGAGAUAUCUGUGCCCAAAAUAGUCACGAGCGCUGUAGUGCACUGGGGUUAAAAGUCAAGUAACUUCCCAAUACAUUUGUUCAUGUGGGGAAAACUGACUCAUGGGAUUUUAUUAUUUAUUUUAAUUACAAUUAUUAAUUUAUUUAUUUAAUUAUUUAUAACUUAAUUAUAAUUUAGUUAUUAAUUUAUUUCAAUAGCAGACUGUAAAAUUCAAAAGUGGACUGUAUGAUUCAAAAGUGGACUGUAUGAUU
Messenger RNA from Procambarus clarkii (red swamp crayfish), 1194 nucleotides. NCBI's taxonomy places the organism in Eukaryota, Metazoa, Arthropoda, Malacostraca, Decapoda, Cambaridae. The record is from RefSeq and is a predicted model, not a curated record.